UCGUAGCUGCCACGGCGAAUCGUACGACGAGGUGUCCACCACAGAUACGCUUGGUCGGAGCCAUGUAGUUUAUGCGCGCGUCAUACAGCACUGUACUGAAGACCGUUUCAUCUGUCUUUCUCUACUACGCAAACUAUUGAGAAGGGAAGGCUUACCACGAUGACGGUGGAAAAUCUGCGAAGGAAGGUUGCAGAAGCAGAGAGAGGCAAGGACGACAAUGACGCUGACGUCGACGACGACGACAUGAGCGGCAUAGCUGGCACGCUCCGACGCUGGAACAUCAACCCUAACCUGGUGAUGCUCAAGAUCACGCUGUUCGUCAUGUAUGGAGCGACGGCGGCGCUGUUGCCAUACCUGACGAUCCACAUGCAGAGCAUCGGGCUGACCGUGGAGGAGAUCGCCUUCGUAUACCUCGCGCUGCCAUUCACCACGUUCCUCAGCCCGCCCGUCACUGGCUACCUGGUGGACAAGUUCGGCAGGUACAAGCCGGUGGUGAUCAUCGCUCUGGUGCUCAACGCCGCCUUCCACCACUCGCUGAUGCUCAUCCCGCACAUGGAGACGCCGGGGGACACGCCCUCCGCCUACGUCAUGAGGCACCCGGAUACGGGGAAGGUGGAGGUGUGGUGGAGCCCCUGCCCGAGCCGCGAGUGCCCCGAGGAGGAGGAGCUGGACAUGAUCCUGGCGUCGUGCACGGACCACUGCCUGCUCAAGGAGGCGCAGCCGGACCUGGCGACGCUGUCGGUGCCCAAGGGCUGCCCCACGCUUGACGAGCUGAUGGCAGCCGCCGGCAUGGCCGUCACGCCCAAGCCGCUGCACUUCCUCAUGGGCUGGGACAAGCGCAAGAACCGGCGGAAAAAUAAAAAGGCCCCAUCAUUUGCCACUGGACUGGAAGAGCCUGACAAACCUACCAACAGCACUGCAUUCAUUCUUCUUGGAAUGCAUCCUGACCUGGGUAAACCGAUGGAGCAGCUUGGCUUGCAGUUGGAGCCGUAUGAUGAUGAAUCAACUACACAAUUUCUACAGAACUUUGGGGAAAAGGUGUUUCAUGAUGCAAAAGUUAACCUGACUGCUCUGCUGCAAGAAGAUUUACGCUGUGGUGGACUGGUGCUUGCAACAAACCUCACCUUGAACACCCUUAUUGAAUUAACUGCUGACUGCAUGUUACAGAAAUGUAGUUUUCGGGAAGGUGGACCAGAGGUGUGCCCACCAGACUAUAAGGAAAGUGAUGACCGAAUCUUUUGGAUAUACUUCUUUCUCCGCUUUUUGGGAACUACAGCACUAACUGCAGGGGUCACUAUGCUUGAUCCUAUUGCACUUACAAUGAUUCGAAAAUAUGGUGGACAUUUUGGUAGAGAGCGGCUGUUUUCUACUCUUGGAAUGGCCUUUUUUGCUCCUCUUGUUGGUCUCUUCAUAGAUCAGAACAGCCAGUACCUGAGUUACACAGACUACUCUGCUGCAUUCUACACAUAUGAUAUACUACUUGCCAUAUCUGCAGUGGCCAUUGCUCUGUUGCCACUUGGUGUGCAGCUGCCAGCAGACAACAUCAUGCGGGAUUUAAUGCACAUUGUGCGGUUACCCCAUGUUAUAAUAUUCAUAUUUUUCCUUUUUUUCCUUGGGAACUUUUGGGGUUUCAUUGAGUCAUUUCUUUUCCUCUACCUCAAGGAACUUGGUGCAUCAAAUUAUCUUCUCGGUUUCACAGUAUCCAUUGGAACCAUAAGCAGUGUGCCAUUUCUUUAUGGAGCAGGUGAUAUCAUUAAGAAACUGGGCAAUGUGAACAUUAUUAUUCUUGCAUUUUUCUCCCAUGCAGCAAGGCUUAUGGGCUAUUCAAUGAUAGAGAGUCCAUGGUGGGCUUUUCCUUUUGAAAUAAUUGAAGCAACAGCAGUGCAUCUUAUGUGGACAGCAGCUGCGACGUACUGCACAAUUCUGGCUCCCAGGUGGUUGCUAGCAACACUUAUUGGUGUUCUUGGAAUGUCACAUUUCAGUUUAGGACGUGGCAGUGGAAGUUUCUUUGGGGGCAUAUUAAUUGGUAAAAUUGGAACUCGUGAGUCCUUUAGAGCCAUGGGAAUCAUAGCUAUAGCAGGAGGAGUUGCUUACUGGUUACUACAUCGAUACUGGUUACGAGAAGUUGAAAUACGUAACAGACAGAGGGCAGUUGAAGUGGAAGAGGCUGAUGAAGCUGCUGCAGCUACACUACAAGACAAAGAAGGCAACACAGCAGACCGUGACCCUCAGAAGGAGGUGUCUAUUAGCAUGGAACGACUCAGCCUGGUUAUAGAGCUUAACCACAGGGGCAGCCUUACUUCACUUGAUCUUGGCUCGCAGCUCCCUGGCUAUCGCAGUCGACGUGGCUCUUGUGCCAACACAAAGGCAGAAGCACUGAACCAGCUCCAGGCAUCACCAGCAGCAGUAAGACCUCUUUACCGCAAGAAUUCUCUUGGGGCUCCAGUAACAUCAAAGCUUUUGGCCAGGAAAAACCCACCCAGUGCAACGGUUGCUGCCCUUCUGGUUGAUGGAUUAUGCACAAGAAGGUACUCAAUCCCAGAAGAAGAUGAAGUUGAUGAUCUGUCUUCACGUACUAUUGCAGUUCCACAGUCAAGAACAAUACGGGAUGAAAAUAACUCAAUUCUGAAGGAAGUGCUUGUGAAGAAAGCUUUGAAGGCUACAGAGAACAACAUUUAAUUGAACAGCUAGCACCUCAAGCUAUUGUGCAGAAUUUUUACCAGAAAUACUGCUUAGAAAAUAUGUAUAAAUUUAUUAAUUUGAGAUUAUUGUUAGUGGACAGUGAUAUACAAAAUUUUCAUAUCAAAAAGGUGCUUUCGUAGGAUUUUUAACAUCAGCAGUCCACUGUAAAUAGCUACUCACAGAGUAGCAUGAGAAAAUAUUUAAAUGUGGAGACUUUGCUAUAACACAUUCCACAUAUGUAGGAGGCACUUAUAGACAGCAAAGAAGAAGUGGUCCCAUCUGAACUUUUUGGCAACCCAAAAUGUUGAUGAACUCUCUGCAAAGCUUGGAGAUCCAUAAUCUCUCCCAGGUCAAUGCUUUAUAAUACGCAGUGCAGACUGAACACUUUAUCUAAGCAGUUCCUGAUAAGCACACAACCUCUCACUCUUAUUGGUCUGAUAUAAGUGAGUUUAAUGUACUUUGUACAUUCCACUUAUGCAUAAAGGAAGCUAAAUCAGUAGGAGAAGACUUCUUGGUCAUUACUUAAGUGGAAGAUUUCAUACCAAAUUAGGUUACAAAACCAUAUUCAAAUUACAAAAACUGGCAAGAAAUGCAAAGAUGUUAUACUCACUAUAAGCUCCACUUAAAAAUCGACAGCAGUUACAUAAAGCUUACGCAGGAUAUAAGGGGUUGGGAAAUGGGGUAUGCAGUGGAAAAUGACAGAAGGCAUUAAAAUAAUUGGCAAGGAAAGCAAGGAUGCUAUGCUCCAACUUAGUGAGCACUUGAAACUCAGGGAUACUAACCGAAACCUGACAGAGGACAUAGGCAAUAAUGAGAUAAAAUAUUCAGUGUUAAGAGAUAGAAAAUGAUUAGCGUGCACAGUUUUUCUAUUCUUAUAUUUAUAACUUCAUAAUAAAUGUAGCUUCACAGUAUUAUGAAAAGGCUGGACUGUGAUCAACUGUGCAUGGUGGGAAAAGGUUGGGGAUGGUGAAGUGCUGCUUGUGGGAGCAUGCAGGGGCAUAGUGUGGACGGGGUAGGGAAGCUAGGUGCAAUCAGGAUGUAGCCGAGGGAAAAGGGCAGUGGAAAAGAUUUGGCCAAGCUAUCCACCUGAUUUCCUUUUGACCAACACAUCUAGGAAAACUAAAUCCCGUCCUUCUCCUCCUCCACUGUAAAUCUUACGUUAGGAUGUAGACCAUUCAAAUGAUCAACAAACUGUUUUAGUGCUUUGCUGCCAAUUGACAUAUCCAAAGAGGCAGAGUGGGCAGAAAUGGGCACUGUUCAAUGCUCGUUUUUCAAAAUCCUCUACAAGAAAGUUAGCUAUGGCUGGUGACUGUGGCGAACCCAUGGCUGUUCUGUCAGUCAUUUCAUAAUAAUUUCCACCAUACAAAAGUAAGUGGUUAACAAAGUGUGCUGAAAUAAUUCCAGAAUUUUGGAGGAGAAAUGACUGGCCAGCAAUUUUAAUGUGUCUUCCACUGGUACCUCAGUAUAAAGGGAGACCACAUCAUAGCUGACCAUGACUUUACUCAGGCACAUCCUCAUCUGCUUUAUGAUAUCAACAAACAUUUUUGAUUUCUUAAUAUGAUGUCUACAGUGACUGACUAUAGGUGCCAAUAAUGUAGUUAAGAACUGUUUUUUCCAUUGGAAAUUAUUAUGGAAUGACUGAUCAAACGGCCAUGAGUUCACUACUGUCACACACCAUAGCUGAGUUUUUCAUGGAGGAUUUUGAAGAACGAGCACUGAACAGUGCUCGCUUCUGUUCAUCCUGCUUCUCCAGGUAUGUGUUGAUGAUACAUUUUUAAUCUGGCCGCAUGGCAGUGAGGUGACUUAGCAGUUUGAUAUCUGAAUGGUAUACACCCUCACAUUUUUAUAGCGGGGGUGUAGAAAGAUGGGGAGUUCCUUUCCUAGAUGUGUUGCUCAAACAGAAAUGAGAUGGAUGGCUUGGCCAAUGAUCUCAAUGGGCAUAGCUUUCACAAUCGAGCUCAAAGACAGUGAUGCCGAACACCUCAGUACACAGAGCCAGGGUUAUUUUAGAGAAGCGUGAACCAUCUGUUCAGAAGGAACAGGUGUUCUGUCCAUGAUAUUAGAUCAAUGCUGUCAAGGAAAUGAAGACACAACACCUUUUAAACAAGCCAAGAUGAAAAACAGAUGUUGUGGCUCCCAUUCUGUGGUGCAACAACUAGUAAGAUAAGUCGAAUCUGAAACAGGCAGAGAAUCAGACCAGUCUUCUGGCCACCCAGGAAAAAAGAAAUGUUGCAACCUAUCAGAGAUAAUCUUGGCCUUAGAGGGCCAGGAAUUUACAGUAUUUCUUGCGAGUGUGACAAAAGUUAUGUGGGCCAGCCUGUAUUGACUUUUGCUGAUCAUGUGUCGAGAAUCAGUGUCACCUUAAUUACAGGUAUUUGGUAAAAUCAUUGGCAGCUGAGCACAGCAUGUUCUUAAUUACAGGUAUUUGGUAAAAUCAGUGGCAGCUGAGCACAGCAUGUUAAACAAACAACAGAUUUUGUUUGAACAAAUGAGAAUUGUUGCUCAUGCAUCAAACUCCUGGGACUCUGUGACCAGGACAGCAGUUGAAAUUACGCUAUGUGAAAACAACUUCAACAGAGAUACCAUUUAUGCACGUAGCAAUGCUUGGAAGCAUCAGCUUUAUAAAGAAAGAGAACACAGAAGAAGAACUAUUACAGUUUACCACCUGAUGUAAGGGAUGGCACGACAAGCAAUGCUGGACAGUGGGCGCAAACAAAACCUUUGGAUUUAGAGGGUGCCACCUCAGUAUGCACCAUUUCCGUGUUGUCAUAAUGACUUAAUCCAGCCAAUCUGGGUAUAGAAAUGGGAGCUGUGCAAGUUUCACAAAAGUCAAAUUUAGCUCCUGACAGUAUUGAUAGAGGCAAUCAUCAAAAGCUUGGGAUUUUAACUGGAUUUGACAUGACAAGUAAACCAAGAAGUUUUUGGUACAGUUAUUUGUCACUAUUAUUAUUAUAUUUACUUCCAUUAUGAUGUAAAUAAGAGUUAUUUUGUAUAAUCUUAUUGCAGAUAAGUUUUUUAAAUAUAUCAUUUUUAACUAUGGCCCUUUAAUGUAAUUUUUUCAACUGUUGCUUACAGUACUGUGUUAAUGAACUUCAUAUUUUUAUG
Messenger RNA from Schistocerca nitens (vagrant locust), 5787 nucleotides. RefSeq lists its product as uncharacterized. The coding region runs from base 160 to 2679 and encodes 839 amino acids. Lineage: Eukaryota; Metazoa; Arthropoda; Insecta; Orthoptera; Acrididae. The transcript is spliced from 15 exons. The record is from RefSeq and is a predicted model, not a curated record. Gene Ontology annotation, cellular component: membrane.